CGGAGCCUGCGGGUCUCCCGCCGGGUCCUCCGGGCAGCCAGCAGGAGCUGCACCCGAGGAGAACUGGUUUUCUGUUUUUCUGGUUUGUGCUCAGCUCUCUGCGGAACGACCUGUUUCUGUCUUUCCUUUGGGAAAAUGCGAUUUGCCAAUGACUAAUCGCAAGCCUGCCGAGAUGCUAUCAGCUGUCACCUGCGGGGCUCGACCCAAACCCGUCAGGGACAUGAAGCGAUAGACCUGGGCUGCGUCCGACCUGCAGGGCCGCCUGCCUGCUGCCGCAGAGCGACUGCAAGCUUCCCGCUGCUGCCAGGGUGCCCGUGCUCCCUCUGGCCUGCUGGCAUGUGGCCAUCGCAGUGACCACCCCAAGGGGCCCAAGGCUGCCCAGAGCUGCUUCCCUGUCGGCUGGCCGGAGCCCCUGGAUGGCGCGUGGGACCUGAGCCCUCAUGUCUGCCCCGCGGAUGCUGCGUGUGCUGCUCCUGCUCCUGGCGACCCCUGGGUGCUGCGCCCAGCGUUGGGAGCCUUGCUCAGAUCUGCGGCCCCUGGACCUGCUGGCAGAGGCGAUCCCUCCAGAUGGCACCGCGGGUGCCGUGCGGACAGUGCAGGUGCACGGCGCUCGCGGCCUCCAGCUCCCGGCCGCCUCGGCCCGCGCCUGGAGCUUCCCCGCCUCGCGGCUCUUCUUCAGAUGCGACCUCUUCCCCGCGGAGUUCUCCAUCGUCGUGACCUUGAAAGUCCCCAGUCUGCCGCCCAAGUGGAAAACCGGGGCAGCGACUCCGCCUCGGAACUCGCAGCUGGAAUUUCCCCGGGCAGGGCCUCUGCUGCACCACAGUCCCCGGACCUCAGCGUCUCAACACCUGGCCGUGGCCCUUCCCACUCUCCUUCCCUCCCUGCGGUACUGGAGGAGGCUGCUGCUCAAUUUCCACGACUCGAGUUUCCCGGCUUUUUCUGUGAUUGGUUGA
Molecule: messenger RNA, 953 nt
Organism: Sciurus carolinensis (gray squirrel)
Lineage: Eukaryota; Metazoa; Chordata; Mammalia; Rodentia; Sciuridae
Product: thrombospondin-type laminin G domain and EAR repeat-containing protein-like
Exons: 3
Coding region: 441-953 (170 amino acids)
Biological process (GO): signal transduction
Source: RefSeq, a predicted model, not a curated record